ACAUCUUUUUAGGGACUGGUACAAUUUAGAGAAAUCCAAACGUGUCAAGGCAUUUCGAUGUGGGGAAUUUGAUGAUUGUAUUGAAAGGGCUGAAUCAUCCCAGGGCAUUCCUAUAAAGAAAAGAGAGAAAUAUGCACGUCGAGAAGAUGCUAUUCUUCAUGCUCUUGAGCUUGAGAAGGAGCAGCAAAAACUAGAUGUUGGUUCUAAUUCUACAGGCGGUAAAAUGCAUGGAAAGAUGAAUACAUCUCAAAUGGGAAAUGAUCAUAGCCAAUUCGGAAAUCUCAAAUCACAAGAUGAGAAUGUGGGAGAUCCUUUACAUGUACAAAAAGUCAAACAGGGGAAGCAGAUGAGCUGGGAAGAUAAUUCAGAAGCUAUACCUCGGAUGAGAGGAUUGCAGGAUUUUGGGCUGAGGAUUGCUUCUUCAAAAAGAAAGCUUUCUGCCUCUAGUGCUCCAGAGGGUUCUCGUAGGCUCUUUGUAGUUGAUCAUAUGGAUAUUCUUCCUAAUGGUGGCCGAAGUGUGGGGAAUGCAAAUCAUGUCAGCAGCAUUAAGGAUUCUUUGGCUGCCAAAAGAAAAAGGUCACAGGGUGGGAUGCCUGAGGAAUCAAUUGUUAAGAGACGUGAUAGACGCCGUCCUCUUGUUCAAGUAUUACAGAGUAGUGCAAAAUUGCCAGUAUCACACUCUUUCCAGUCUGAUGAUAAUGCUACCUCUACCCUUAUGCAUGGUGAAAAAGAACAGACAGGGGUUGCCUGCCGUGCCAAGAGGAGCAAAUGUGUAUAUUUGCCUGUGGAUUCAAAUGGUAUGGAUCAUACAGAACCUCCUCCAGACCAGAUGGAAAUGUUGCAGGCCCAGUUUGAAAUAGAUAAUUGUCACCCUCUCCCUGGUUCAUUGACAGAAGGAUGCAGUUCUGAUGAAUUGAUGGAAGAUGUGGAAUCUGACUAUUCUGGGAGGGAUUACCUGGUCCCUGUCAAGGAUGAAGAGACAACUGUAUUUUCAGGUGCUACUACUCAAGUGCAGCCCAUGGAUCCAAGUUCUGGCAGAUACUUGAGCACUGAUGGUCUUCAAGUUCAAGGGCAAUCAGAAAGCAUGAGCAGUGAGGAGCUUGACCAGACUGCAACUGUAGCUGCUGAUUUAGAGGUAUCAAAAUGGCAACAGAAAGGGAAAAGGAACGUUCGGAAUUUGACCAAGAGGCCCUUGGAGGCAGCGGAUGGAAAAUUCUCCAAUGGAUCCAUUUGUGAAACAUAUCUUGAAGGAAGGGAAAACAACUUAAACCAAAGGACAUCUGGACCAGGUUUUUCCCCUGGAGGCAAGGAUCUGAACUAUGUCUAUGAUGAGGUUGAUUUGAUUGAUAAGGAUUCAAUGCAGGCCCAAGUAUCUGGAUUUGGAAAUAGAAGAUACCCUUCAGCAAAAUCUGCUUCCAAAGAUUGGAAUAGAAUCAUCACUAAUGCUGUCGAUUCAGAAGAAGAUACAGUUUGGGGGAUGGAUGGAUUGUCUCAAUCAAUUCUAAGAGGAUACUGGGAAAACCGAGGUGAUUACUUUGAUCCAAUGUAUGGUGGCCAUCACUUUGGUAAUGGGAUGGAAUCCACAUUGGUUGAUGUGAACUUGAAGGUCCAAGCAAGCUACCAAGGAGAGCAUGUCCCUUUGGUUUCUCUAAUGAGUCGAUUGAAUGGGAAAGCAAUAGUUGGGCAUCCAAUCCAAAUUGGAGCAUUAGAAGAUGGUGCCACUGAAAAACUUCUUGCUACGCAUGGUGGUUUUGAUGUGGAACAUGGGGUCAAUGAUGGAAGUACAGGACUCCCACCUGUCUGGAGAACUGCCAGGAGGACAGCCAUGCACCGUGUCCCUCGUCCUCAACUUUCUUCUGCACUGGAGGAUGAUGAAACUGCUGACCUUCAUCCUUACGCAGAUCUUCAAAGUAAGCCUCUGUACAGGAAGCCAUAUCCAGGGAAUUUAAGUCAUAAGGCAAGGCUGAUGAAAAAGAGCUUGUCUCAAAUUCGCCGGCCUUCAAUAACAGAGAAGAAGUUCCCAAAGAAGCUCUUGAAGAAAGUAAGCAUUUCUAGCCAGAAAACAAGGACAUUGUCUUCAAUUGCCAUUGACCAGAAAUUGAAUGGCAAGACUGGCAACCCAAAGGUUGCAAAUCAGAGUAAUGUGGAGGGGCUGAUUAAAGCGGUAGAAACUGGACUGACUACAGUUACCUGCAUCCCUGUAAAAGUAGUGUUCAGUAGGUUACUGGAAGCAGUUGGGAGACCUCCAAGACCUGCUUAUCAGGGGGUUUUGAAGAGAGAGGCAGAAAGGAAACCAUCAUAGAAAGGCAAUGUAAUUGUUACUUGGGAUCAAAUAAUAUUGUACCACCAAAUCAACACAGCUCAUCCAGUGCCUGUUCAACACAAAAAUCAUAUUUUCACUGCUUAUAUGCAAUUGAGAUGCAGAAUUGACUCCCAAUUGGCAAUUUUUGACGAUGCCAAGAACUUGGGAGUAGGCAUCGGAUGGACCUGUCCAUGCUUUGAUUACCCCAUUAGGCAACAUGGAUGUUAUUCCAGCAUAAGCUGUGAUGGCCUAAACUCAACUUGUUAUCUUCCAGAUGCUACUUUUGGGAUGUGUAUUCUUCUUUAAGCAGGUCCUUCGAGGUAUCUCAAGACAGACGGGUCAGAGAUUUAGAUUUUCUUCUGGAUAGGUGGGGUAUGGUUUAGAAUUGUAAAGUAGUUAAUGUAGUAACUUAAGACUGGCAUAGUUAUUUAAUCAAACAUCAAGUAUGGAAACUCUUGAGCAUGUAACCUGCUUAAAAAUGUAGAAUCUAUAUUGUUAUGUUGUGCCA
Molecule: messenger RNA, 2810 nt
Organism: Macadamia integrifolia
Lineage: Eukaryota; Viridiplantae; Streptophyta; Magnoliopsida; Proteales; Proteaceae
Exons: 2
Coding region: 224-2302 (692 amino acids)
Source: RefSeq, a predicted model, not a curated record